Poecilia latipinna (sailfin molly) is the source of this 4700-nucleotide messenger RNA. RefSeq names its product kazrin-like. Bases 600 to 2132 code for a protein of 510 amino acids. The transcript is spliced from 11 exons. The record is from RefSeq and is a predicted model, not a curated record. NCBI's taxonomy places the organism in Eukaryota, Metazoa, Chordata, Actinopteri, Cyprinodontiformes, Poeciliidae.
CGCAUUCGAACAGAAUCUGACCUGUGUUGUUCAGACUGUUAUGAAAAGAAAAGGGUCGCAUUAAGGCAAAAAAAAAAAAAAAUCGGAAAUGGGUCACUUCAGGCUGCAGUGUGAAUGCAGCUUAGUAAGCCAUUUAUCGAUCGUAAGUCGAUUAAUUGUUUUCAUCCCUAUUCAUACAGCUGUCUCCUUCAGAGUCAGCUCUUGCUGGAUUUACUUUUUUUUUUUUACCGGGCAGAAGCUGCUGUUUCUUUCCGUCCAACGCCGCCUGACCGGACCAUGGAGGAUUGUCGAUCUGUAUGGAUGAAGGUGAACACAAUCAGAGUUCGCCUCUAGUUCUGCUACCUGUCCUCUGAGAUGCUCUCGUAGAGAACUUUCUCUCCUGCACGCUCACUUACAUGCUGACGAGGAUCCAGCCCAGCACACACACACACACACACACACACACACCACCACCUAUCAGUGCAGGCGAGCAGCUCUAUUCGUACUGGUGUGUGCAGUGAGGAGCUGUAUUUCACUCCCCAUCCGCAGCAGCAGGACAGCUCCACAGGAGUGCGGUUGUCACCAGACAUCACACAGCAGCUCAAGCAAGUGGGACUGCCAUGGAGGACACCCUCACCUGCAGCCAUGCCACCUUCUCCCAGGUGUUUGGACGCCAGGGGCAGCUCAUGCAAGCCACUGUCCAGUCUCUGAACAGCCUGAACGACCAGAUCGCUCAGUUCAUGGUGACCCGACCCGGCAGUCUGGCUGAUGAGGAGGAGGCCUUCAUCCCCGGAGAGAGGGACACCCUCAGGAAGUCCAUGACCCUGAUGAGACACCUGCUGAUGGACGCUCAGGGGAAAAUCCUUAAAAUGAUGGACGACAACAAGCAGCUGGCACAGAGGAUCGAUGGGGCCAUCCAGUCAGCGAGUCAGGAAGUGACCAACCUCCGAUCCGAGCUCUCUGCGACCAGCCGCAAACUGGCAGAGCUGGGCGCCAGCAGCCCCCCGGCGCUGGAGAACCACCUCCAGCACAACCACCACGACAGCCUCCGCUACAGGGAUCCGUCGGUGCAUCACAGGCAGAAGACGGUGGUGACGGACAUGUGCUACCCGACAGAGAUAUCCAGCCUGAUGGACUUUGGCACUGCAGACUGCUCGCUAGGCAAAGCGCUGCUGCGAGAGGAGGUGGUCCAGCUUCAGGAGGAGGUCCACCUGCUGAGGCAAAUGAAGGACAUGUUGAGCAAAGACCUGGAGGAGACGCAGGGCGGCUGCUCCGCCAACCUGCUGUCUGCCACCGAGCUCCGGGCCCAGCUGGGUGACAGGGAGCAGGAGCUGGACCGCGCCAAGGAGGCCUUACAAGCCAUGAAAGCGGACAGGAAGCGGCUAAAAGUGGAAAAAUCGGAGCUGGUGAAUCAGAUGCAGCAGCUGUACACGACACUGGAGAGCAGAGAGGAGCAGCUGAGGGAGUUCAUACGAAACUACGACCAGCACAGAAAGGAGAGCGAGGAUGCGGUGAAAGUCCUGGCGAAGGAGAAGGAUGUUCUGGAGCGGGAGAAAUGGGACCUGAGGAGGCAAACCAAAGAAUCCACGGAGCAGGCCAACAUGCUGCGCUCUCAGAUAGACAUGAAGGAGAACAGGAUUAAGGAGCUGGAGGCCGAGCUCACCAUGGCCAAGCAGUCUCUGGCCACGCUGACGAAAGACGUCCCCAAGCGUCACUCGCUGGUGGUGCAGCCGGAGCCGCUGGUGAACGGCAGCCAGGAGUGGGUGAUGCAGGCCGACCUGCCGCUCACCGCCGCCAUCCGGCAGAGCCAGCAGACGCUCUACCACGGACACAACGCUGACCGGCAGGCUGUGGUCAGGAUCAGCCCCUGCCACACUCGCCAGCCGUCUGUGAUCUCCGACGCCUCAGCAGCUGAUGGGGACCGCUCGUCCACGCCCAGCGACAUCAACUCGCCUCGUCAUCGGACGCACUCCCUCUGUAACUCCAUGGAAGACCUAGAAGACCAGAAGCGUAAGAAGAAGAAGGACAAGAUGACUCUGGGAUCUCUGUCACGGGUUUUCACCCGAGGAAAGCAGCGCAAGUCACUGGACCCCGGCUUGUUUGAUGGUACAGCCACCCCUGAUUAUUACAUAGAGGAGGAUGCCGACUGGUGAAGCUGAAUGAGCGUGUGUGUGGGUGUGUGUGUGCGUGUGUGUGUGUGUGUUACAUGUGGACACCCCCAUGUUUUAACUGUGUGUGUCUGGAGGAAGGAGAUGGAUGGAUUGUGAUGAAAACAGAGACUGCUGUCGCCGUAAAUGUACAGUACACACCCCAAGAAAAAUGUAUGAUUGUAAAUUAAAUGUAUAUAUUUAUAGUUGUACAUGUAUGCAUAUGUAUAUAUGUUUACAUGCAUAUAAAUAUAUAUACAGGGUUAUUACAAUGCGUAGAUAUGUUUAUGCUGUAUUAUCUUCUAAAUGUCUUCAUGUUUUAUGUUUUUUUUAUAUAAAUAGACUUGAAGGACUGCUGUUUAUAUGUACAUAUAGGAGCUAUUGUGAAAAAUAGUGUUUAAAUGUUAAUGUUAUCUGGGUUUUGUUACUCUAUAGUUGCUUUCAUCAUGGUUUGCAGCAUUUAUUUCUUUUUUUUUUGCCAGUUUUUAAACCUUUUUCCUGCAACACAUCAGGAAGCAUUAGAAGAAAGCUUUGGGAGUUUAUGUUGAUCUGCUUCGUGUUCAUUCAUAUUACACUGUGUGCAGCAGGGAGGGGUUUGAAGAUCUCCUGCAUUUUAUACUGAAAACGAUUAGGGAUGUCCCGAUCGAUCAUUUCAGGUUCAAUAUUUCUCAAUACCGAGUCAAACUUGGAAGUGACCCAACAACCUGUCUCUGUUGCUGCCGUUCCUCUACCGCUGUGAGAUGAGAAACCCAAGUCAACUAGAUGAAAUUUGAGAACAUUUCAAAAUCUAAAGUUUCUGAACUCGGGCGUCAAAGCAGAAAACAGCUCAGCCCUGAACUGUGAAAAGACUCAUAGUAUUUAUAGCUUUAUUUUGUCACUUAAUUCCAGACUAAAGCCAAUGAGAACCAGUCCCAUACAAGUAAUUUUUUUCUGAAAAACACCAGUAAUACAGAGCCCCUCUCAUCAUGAGCGUGUAAAAUAUGUCAGUUCUUCACUGUUUUAGCAUGAAGUAAUGGUAUUUCCCAUUUCUGACCAUUUUCACUAAAACUACUGCUUCAAUGAAUACAAGUUUUUCCAAGUACCACCAUCUUGACAGAUUGAAGAACAGUAUCAGAGCUGGACUUUUACUCUUCUGGUUUGUUUUGCUUUGCUAUUAAAACCCCCCAAAAUAACAGAAACAUUGUUAGUGGUUGAUUAGUUAAAGGAAAUCUCUACAUUUAAAAUUACAAAUAUUAACAAAAAGAUUCCUAGAAGCUGGAAAAUUCGUAGCCUUGACCUGAAAAUCAAACAUGGCUUCUUUGCAUUUAAAUCCUAGUGAUUGGUCCAAACUGAAAAACUGUUUAUCUCUUUAAGUCUUUAGUUAAUGCAGGGUAAUUAGGUUAGACACAUGCCAGUCAAGGGAGUAACUAAAACCAGCGAGUAGCAAAGUACUGAAAAUAGUCUUUCUCUUCUGAUUAUCUUCUGUUUCGACCGAAAGUGUCGACGACGACCCAGUUUUACAAGUUAAAUUUGCUGUACCGUAAUUCCACGACACUAUACGCAAUCUGAAAAAUUUCAACGGUUUCUGAAAGGGGAGACGUUGCGCUUUCCAGCCAAUAUUUGGUUAUUACGGUAAUUUCUCUCCCGCCGUAGCAAGGAGCACGUGACGAGACACUCUUAAUAGACGGUAAAUUGCGAAAAUAACCUGGUUGAUAUUGAAAGUUCUAGUUGUUAGGGAGAAAUGGGCAGUAUAUAUUUACUCACAAGACAUUUAAAUUACUGCGUACAAUUAAAAUAGGCAACGGUAUCCAGGCGGAAAGUUGGAACUUGGGCUCCAAACGCUAAACUGUGUAUGUAGCUAAGACGACCAGAGAACGAGAUCAGCCAUUAUUCAGACCGAUCCGGAGCCCGGACUGGAUCAGAUCGGAACAUCCCUAAGCGUUAUGAAAACCACUGGCAGACCAGCAGCCUUUUUAUGGAAAGCACAACUGCAGUGAGUUAAAAACACAAAUACAGCGCUAGCUUUCCAAACCAUGCGCAAAAAGUGCCAAAAGUUUAAGCCUCAUCAGCUUUAGCUUAGUCAUAGCAGCAGCCAUGUAACUCUGUUAAUGUCUCGACUCAUUUCCAGCUAACAUGUGCCAAUCUGAGACAAAGGAAUGUGCUUUAAAUACAUGCAUGGUCCCUCCGUGUUGCUUUGAUUAGAUAUCUGUUCAUUUCCUGUCAAGUAACAUGAAAACAUCCCUUCUGUGUUACUUUUCCCGUUUUUAUACCAAACCUUGCAUUACCAAUGCCUGCACCCUGACUUUACUAAGAAUGUUCCUAUUUUUGUUUUAUUUUUUUGUUCACACCCUCCUCAAUUCCUGCAAAUGUGGCUCUAAUAAACCUGUUAAAAAGCUUUGUAAAUUAGGAUAACAAUACAUGCGCAAAAGAUGAAAUCUAUUGAAGUAUUUUAUUUAAAGAGUAAAGAAAAGAUAAACAGAGUUAAUUCCUGAUAUUUAUCUGCCUGCAGCUGUUGCAGUCAAAUGUUGAGGAGGUUUCCAAGUGAAUUAUAACUGAAAUGAAAAUCCUAUUUUAAAAAUAAAACCAGAAAGUGAA